AUGAAGAACGGAGAAUCAGUUAAUGACUAUUUUCCUCGAACUCUCACAAUUGCAAAUAAGAUGAGGAUGUAUGGUGAACGGGUGUCUGAUUUUAAUGUCAUUAAGAAGAUUCUCUGCUCAAUGACCUCAAGGUACAAUUAUGUAGUGUGUUCCAUUGAAGAAUCUCAUGAUUUGGACACCAUGACUGUAGAUGAACUCCAAAGCAGCUUGUUAGUUCACGAGCAAUGGAUAAAUGGCCACAAUGCGCAAGACGAGCAAGUGUUAAAGGUUGCGCAAGAUGAGACAGGUGCUAGAUGUGGACGUGGAAGAGGAGUUUUUCGAGGUGGAAAUGUUCAAGGAAGAGGUAGAGGUAGAGUGAUGGAAUCAUGCUUAGGAAAGCAAGGGGUGACAUAUUGA
Molecule: messenger RNA, 396 nt
Organism: Cajanus cajan (pigeon pea)
Lineage: Eukaryota; Viridiplantae; Streptophyta; Magnoliopsida; Fabales; Fabaceae
Source: RefSeq, a predicted model, not a curated record